AUGCCUCCCCCUGUUCCCAGAAUUGUGCCUGCGCGUCACCGUUCAACGCUUGAGCCUGGACAGGAGCGCUUUGUGUUUUCUGACAGCAGCGUUCUCCAUGGACAACCCCCAAUCAUGAAGACUAGAGCCCAGCUGAGCCUUGAACAAAAUCUCCAGGGUAUCCAAAGAGGGCAAUCCUCUAGCCAGCCAGCUACAGAACGCGCUGAGCAAGCUCCUCGCGACAAGCCCCGCGAUGCCAAACCUCGUCUGUUGUUGAUGGGAUUACGCAGAAGCGGUAAAUCUUCCAUCUCAAGCGUUGUCUUCCACAAGCUCCCACCUACGGAGACUCUCUUCCUCGAAUCUACCACUCGUAUUCAAAAAGAUUCGAUUCACACUAACUCGGCACUCGCGUCAAGCUCAUUCAUGGACUUUCAGAUCUGGGAUUUCCCUGGACAGUUGGAGUUCUUGGAGCCAUCUUUCGACAUUGAAGAGAUUUUUGGCACACUUGGGGCCCUCGUUUGGGUUAUCGACGCUCAAGACGAUUAUUCAGACGCAGUAGCUCGUUUGAAUCGCACAAUCCUGACGGUUCAGCAGUACUACCCGCAUAUUAACAUUGAAGUCUUCAUUCAUAAAGUGGAUGGCUUGUCAGAGGAGUUUCGCUCCGAUAUCUUCCAGGAUAUCGUCCAGCGCAUCACUGAUGAACUCAGCGACGCUGGUUAUGAAAAUGCCCCGGUGCAUUUCUACCUUACCUCUAUUUACGACUAUUCUGUUUUCGAAGCUUUCAGUAAGGUCAUCCAGAAACUCAUUCCGUAUCUCUCGACCCUUGAGAAUCUCAUCAACAUCGUUGCCAACAACUGCGGUAUGGAAAAGGCAUAUCUUUUCGACGUCCUUAGCAAGAUUUACAUUGCAUCAGACUCUCGUCCAGUGGAUAUGGCAUGCUAUGAAAUGUGCUCCGAUUACAUCGAUGUGAUUGUUGACAUCAGUGAGUUGUAUUCAUGGGAGCAUCCGGAUCGCAAACCAUUAGGCCCUCAGGUUCCUGAAGCAGAGAGCCAUGUUAUCUUGCACGACGGAUCUAUGAUUCAUUUGAUGGAAAUGAAUAAAUACUUGUGUUUGGUGUCCGUGAUCAAGAAGAAAGAUGCAAAGGAAGUCCUUGGGCUCAUCAACAUGAACUGCAGCAUGUUUCAGGAGGCCUUGAAUGAAGUCUUUGCGAGAAGCUGGGAGCGCGACCAGUAG
Uncinocarpus reesii 1704 is the source of this 1212-nucleotide messenger RNA. Its product is annotated as GTP-binding protein GTR2. Gene Ontology annotation, biological process: cellular response to starvation; cellular response to amino acid stimulus; regulation of autophagy. Gene Ontology annotation, cellular component: Gtr1-Gtr2 GTPase complex; nucleus; fungal-type vacuole membrane. NCBI's taxonomy places the organism in Eukaryota, Fungi, Ascomycota, Eurotiomycetes, Onygenales, Onygenaceae. The coding region runs from base 1 to 1212 and encodes 403 amino acids. The transcript is spliced from 4 exons. Gene Ontology annotation, molecular function: GTPase activity; GTP binding. The record is from RefSeq and is a predicted model, not a curated record.